This is a messenger RNA of Lolium rigidum, 1392 nucleotides long. RefSeq names its product serine carboxypeptidase 1-like. The record is from RefSeq and is a predicted model, not a curated record. The transcript is spliced from 7 exons. Gene Ontology annotation, biological process: proteolysis. Lineage: Eukaryota; Viridiplantae; Streptophyta; Magnoliopsida; Poales; Poaceae. Gene Ontology annotation, molecular function: serine-type carboxypeptidase activity. Gene Ontology annotation, cellular component: vacuole. The coding region runs from base 1 to 1392 and encodes 463 amino acids.
AUGAAGAACAUUUCCUGCUUGUCCCAGCUGCUUCUUGUUUGCGUGGCUGCGCUGCAUCUGCACACCCACGCAUCCCAGGAGGAUGCGCUGACAGCCUUCAUCUCAUCCAGGAGGAAUGGCGAGAUCAGCUCUUCCGGCGCGUUCAAAGCGCGUAACAUAGCUGACAGGGUUGCCAGCAGCCUGAAUGCUGCCAAGGACAGAUCCACAGUCUCGCACAAGGCGGCUGAUAAGAUCCGGGCGUUGCCGGGCCAGCCGCAGGGCGUCGACUUCGACCAGUACGGCGGCUACGUCACCGUCGACGAGGACAACGGCCGUGCGCUCUUCUACUACUUCGUCCAAGCACCUUCCUCCGGUGCUGCCGAAAAGCCACUCCUCCUCUGGCUCAGCGGAGGUCCAGGAUGCUCUUCACUCGGCUACGGGGCAAUGCAAGAACUCGGCCCCUUCCGUGUAUCGUCCCAGGACAACAAAAAGCUCAUCAGGAACCUGAACGCAUGGAACUCCGUGGCUAACGUCAUCUUCCUGGAGUCACCCGCCGGUGUUGGGUACUCCUACUCCAACACGUCUGCCGACUACGAUCUCAGCGGAGACCAGAGAACGGCUGAUGAUGCGUAUAUUUUUCUGGUGAAAUGGCUGGAGAGGUUUCCAGAGUUCAAGAACCGAGCGUUCUACAUCUCUGGGGAGAGCUACGCCGGCCAUUACGUGCCGGAGCUCGCAGCCACAAUCCUGCUCCAUAACACCUACAACAACAGGACCAUUGUGAACCUGAAGGGCGUCCUGGUUGGAAAUCCGUAUCUUGACGACAACAUUAAUAGUAAGGGGAAGAUCGACUUCUUCUGGGCCCAUGGGGUGAUGUCGGAUGAGGUCUAUGCUAAUGUCACCAAGCACUGCAACUUUGACAGCGCGGUGGAGACACCCUCUUCAGAGGCGGCAUGCAACGACGCUUUCGAUGUCUUCGAUAAAGGCGAAAUUGAUUCCUACAACAUCUACGCUCCAGUUUGCCUUGAAGGGCCUAAUGGAAAGUAUUACCCGAGUUCCAAUUUUCCUGGGUAUGAUCCAUGCAGUGAUAUUCCUACCGAAGCCUACCUCAAUGAUCCGGCAGUGCAGAAUGCUUUCCACGCUAGAGCGACAAAGUGGGAAGGCUGCUCUGGUGAUUUUGAUUCUGUGUGCCCCCUUCAUGCGACGAGACGCGCUGUCCUAGACCUUGCCCUUCCUGUCACGACUCCAUGGCGCCCAUGGACUGCAAAGGAGGAGGUGGGAGGAUAUGUUCAGCAGUACGCCGGUGGAUUCACAUUUCUUACUGUGCGAGGAGCUGGUCAUAUGGUUCCAUCCUUCCAGCCAGAGAGAGCCUUGAUAAUGUUGAGCUCUUUCCUCAAUGGGCUGCUACCAGCUUAG